GUGAAGUGCUCAAAGUCUGAAAGAGAAGUUAAAAGAGCUAGGCAAAAGACAAAUAUGACGACCUAAAGCGGAAGGGGACGAGACCCGUGGACUGCAGUGCAGACGCUGUGAGACGCUGAGACAUGACGGGCAGGCGGGUUCGGGUGUGCAAAGCUUGACCCGCAUGUCGAAAUCGGAGAAGGCAGAAAAACAGCAAACACAGAGCAGAAAAACAUUCAUCCUGAGAUCAUGGGGAGUGUUAGUGAAUUGUGCGUGUCCAGUUUUCAAGCUUUCUUGUGUCCGACGUUACCAAGGAGUCUUUCAGUGCCUGACGACCUCACGCCUGAGGAGCAGAAAGAGCUGGAAAACAUCCGCCGGCGAAAGCAGGAGCUGCUGGACGACAUUCAGCGCCUGAAAGAUGAGAUAGCCGAAGUGACUAGUGAGAUCGAGAACCUGGGUUCCACAGAGGAGAGGAAAAACAUGCAGAGGAAUAAACAAGUGGCAAUGGGUCGCAAGAAAUUCAACAUGGACCCCAAAAAGGGCAUUCAGUUCCUCAUUGAAAAUGACCUUCUGAAGAACACCAGUGAAGACAUUGCACGCUUCCUCUACAAGGGUGAAGGUCUUAACAAAACUGCAAUAGGAGACUACCUGGGAGAGAGGGAUGACUUCAAUAUCCAAGUCCUUCACGCUUUUGUGGAGCUGCAUGAGUUCACAGAUUUGAACCUGGUUCAGGCUCUCAGGCAGUUUCUCUGGAGCUUCAGACUUCCUGGAGAGGCACAGAAGAUCGACAGAAUGAUGGAGGCGUUUGCUCAGCGCUACUGCCAAUGCAACCCGGGAGUCUUUCAGUCCACAGACACAUGCUACAUUUUGUCCUUCGCCAUCAUCAUGUUAAACACCAGCCUUCACAACCCAAACGUAAAGGACAAGCCCACAGUAGAGCGAUUCAUCUCCAUGAACAGAGGCAUUAAUGAUGGAGGAGACCUGCCAGAAGAACUGCUCAGGAAUCUAUACGAGAGCAUCAAGAACGAGCCUUUCAAAAUCCCAGAAGAUGACGGCAAUGACUUGACACACACUUUCUUCAACCCAGACAGAGAGGGCUGGCUGCUCAAACUGGGGGGACGCGUCAAAACCUGGAAAAGACGGUGGUUCAUUCUCACAGAUAACUGCCUUUACUACUUCGAGUACACUACUGAUAAAGAACCAAGAGGCAUCAUCCCGCUGGAAAACCUGAGCAUCCGUGAAGUGGAGGACAAGAAGCCGAACUGCUUUGAGCUCUUCAUCCCUGACAAUAAGGACCAGGUGAUCAAAGCUUGUAAGACCGAGGCGGACGGACGGGUCGUGGAAGGAAACCACACCUUCUACCGCAUCUCCGCUCCCACCGCCGAGGAGAAAGACGAGUGGAUGAACAGCAUCAAGGCGGCGAUCAGUAGAGAUCCUUUCUACGAGAUGCUGGCAGCGAGGAAGAAGAAGGUCUCCUCUAUGAAGAGACACUAGAGCUGCUCGGGAACGCCGGCGUUACAGAUUCAGGGCUCCCCCUCGUGGAGACAGCUGAGCCGUGCAGAGAGAAAAACAAGCCCAGCUUCAGAAAGAAACCUCUUUUCAAACAUCUUCUCGCUCAGCUCAAGUGUGUGUGUGUGUGUGUGUGUGUGUGUGUGUGUGUGUGUGUGUGUGUGUGUGAAUGUUGGAAGCGAGGCUUUUUACUUGCUGUUGCUUCCUCGAAACCCCCCAAAGAGAACAUUUUUCCUCACGCUUUACCAAAAUACACUCUCUCUCUGUCUCUCUCUCUCUCUCUCUCUCUCUCUCUCUCUCUCUCGCGUUCUCUGAAAUCAGCAGGUCUGACAGAAUGUGGAAAACCAAACGAAAGUUCCUACGCGCAGCAAGAACGGGAAGAUUUCCUUCGUGCUGAUGAUAUGUACAGGCAAUAAGUGUAUUUUUACAUUUUUUUAAUCGUGCACGAGCGGCUUGGUCCUCAGAGGUUUAUUUGUGUAUUUAAUUGUAAAAACAUUUUCCAAGAGACUUCUAUAAUUUGCGAAGGAAAACCAACUCCGUGGGGAGGGUGGGGGGGUAACAACACCCCUAGAUUGGACGGCGGGUUACGGUAAACGGCUCCGCAGUGCUUUGAAUAUUGUAACACUGGAUGGUGGCCAGCUAGAGAUUAUGGGAUAUCGACAUUACCGUGAUAUCAUGCAUUGGUACUACCUCUCAGACAGACAGGACGGUAAUUAGCAUAUUUUAAUGUGUUUUUUGUUUGAUUCUAUUUUACGUGAAGUCGUCUAACCCAGAGUGUUUGGACUUUCACAUAAAAUGCUUUUAAUAAAAUGAAUAAAUGUGCCUAUAAUAAGAAGUUCAAUGUCGAUGACUGUCAACGGCAGUUGAAUCAGAAGUCCUCCGGAUGCUCCAGUGCCUGCUUGCGCUUCUCCAGUCACCUUCCUUUUCUUGGGUUUCCAUCGGUCUACAGUUAUUCUUCAAGCGAAAUAAUAAAUCUAAGCAGUAUUGGUUUAAUUUAUCAAAGAUGUACAUACUUUAGUGUAUAGAGAUUAUUGGUUUCCAUUUUAUAAAUGUGUGUACUGUAUGUAGCAGUAUUGUACUAGUCGAGUGCCAUUUUCUUUCUUUUUUCUUUUUACGUUCUGGAGGUCGAUACCAUUGUAGUGGUAGCCAGACCAUGCUGAAAUAAAGAUAUUAUAGCAACUGUG
This is a messenger RNA of Puntigrus tetrazona (Sumatra barb), 2672 nucleotides long. It is a transcript of the gene cyth1a, whose product is annotated as cytohesin 1a. Gene Ontology annotation, biological process: regulation of ARF protein signal transduction. The record is from RefSeq and is a predicted model, not a curated record. The transcript has 13 exons. NCBI's taxonomy places the organism in Eukaryota, Metazoa, Chordata, Actinopteri, Cypriniformes, Cyprinidae. The coding region runs from base 229 to 1473 and encodes 414 amino acids. Gene Ontology annotation, molecular function: guanyl-nucleotide exchange factor activity.